AUGAAAACUAAUAAAAAAAUUAAAAUUGUAAAUAUCUCAAAACAUACUUGUAUAAAUAAAAAAUCACAAAAUUUAGAACAUAUAAAAACUAAAAAAAAAAUAAAAGCAAAAGACGAUUCUACUAUUUUUCAAACUGUUAAAAUUACAGAAUUGCAAAAACCUAAAAAGCAAAAACAAAAAAGUGCAGAAAAAACAGAAAACUUAAAGAUAUAUGAAAACAUAAAAGAAAGCAAUAAAAAUGUAGAGUUAAAUAACGAAAUUACAUCAUGUUCUGAUUCAGAAAACUAUAAUUUCAAUAAUAAAGAAAAUAAUAUUGAUCCAUUCUAUCAUCAUUAUCAGUUUCCAGAUGAAAUUAAAUUAAAAUCAUUUAUAGAAAAAGCAAAUGAAAAUAAAUGGAUAACAAAAAAAACAAAAAUAGCAGAGUUUGAAGAAUUAAUCCAAUAUAAGCUUUCAGAAACAAGUAAUUUUGGAAUUGAACUUAAAAUUAUAAAUUCGAACAUUAGUAAUUUGAAGCUGAAAAAAAAAUUAAAAGAAUCAUUUUUUAAGCAUCAAGCGAUAUAUCAUACAUUAAAUUCUUUAACCAAUAUACAACACAUUUUGGCAGCUCCUAUAUUUUCAUACCAAGAUUUCCUAUUUACUUAUUUAAAUUAUAAUAAUAAAAAAGAAAUAAGGGCGUUAUACAUCUUACAUGUUCUAAACCACAUAUAUAAAACUAGACAUUAUGUAUUGAAAAAUAAUGAAAAAAUACAACGUUUUCAAAACUCCCAAAUAGAAUAUAGAGAUCAAGGAUUUACAAGACCUAAAAUUUUAAUUUUACUUUCAACGAAAAAUUCAUGUCUCGAAGUUGUACAAACUAUUAUUGAUAUAUCUGGAACAGAACAACAAGAAAACAAAAAACGUUUCAUUAACGAAUAUUCUAUAGAUAUAGACAAUAUAAAUAUGUCUAAACCGGCUGAUUACAAAAAUUUGUUUAUUGGAAAUACUGAUGAUAUGUUUCGAAUAGGAAUAAAAAUUACUAGAAAAACAUUAAAAAUUUUCUCAGAUUUCUAUAAUUCGGAUAUAAUUUUAGCUAGUCCACUAGGAUUGCGAUUGUUAAUAGAUGAAAAAGGCAAAAAAAAAAACAGAGAUUAUUUAUCAUCGAUUGAAAUAACGAUUGUUGACAAUGCAAAUGCUUUACAAAUGCAAAACUGGGAACACGUUUCAUACAUUUUUGAUAAUUUAAAUUUAUUACCUAACGAAAUUCAUGAAUGUGAUUUUAGUAGAGUUAGAAAUUGGUAUCUGGAUGAAAAUUCUCGAUUCUUACGUCAAACACUUAUUUUUUCAGAAUAUAUGACUCCCGAAAUAAACUCAUUAUUUAUGAAUUCUCUUUUUAAUAUUAGUGGAAAAAAUAAAAUUAAACAAACUUAUAAAGGAUCUAUCGAAGAUGUAAAGUACAAAAUACAACAGAUAUUUUUACGAUUACAUCCAUCUGAUCCAUGUGCUGAUCCAGAUAUAAAAUUCUUAUAUUUCAAAACAUCAAUAUUACCAAACAUCAUACGAUCAAAAGAAAAUGGAUUUAUUAUUUUUAUAUCUUCUUACUUUGAUUUUGUAAGGAUAAGAAAUUACUUAAGCAAAGAAGAAACAUCCUUUACUUUUAUAUCUGAAUAUUCUUCCAAUUCCGAUGUAUCAAAAGCAAGAUCAUAUUUUAAUACAAAAAAUAAAAAAAUUUUAUUAUAUACAGAACGUGCACAUUAUUAUCGAAGAUACAAUAUAAAAGGUGCCAAUACUAUCAUAUUUUAUUCAUUACCGGAAAAUCCUUUAUUUUAUCCGGAAUUAAUCGGAUUUAUAAAUGAUACAAAUGAAAACGGAAACUGCAAUAAGCAAAGCAAAGCACUAUUUUCAAAAUGGGAUGCUUUGAAAUUAGAAAGAAUUGUUGGAUCAAAAAGAGUUAGUUUAAUGUGUCAUGGAACUAAUGAUAUAUUUGAAUUCCUAUAA
Messenger RNA from Pneumocystis murina B123, 1974 nucleotides. RefSeq lists its product as hypothetical. NCBI's taxonomy places the organism in Eukaryota, Fungi, Ascomycota, Pneumocystomycetes, Pneumocystales, Pneumocystaceae. Gene Ontology annotation, biological process: maturation of SSU-rRNA from tricistronic rRNA transcript (SSU-rRNA, 5.8S rRNA, LSU-rRNA). Gene Ontology annotation, molecular function: rRNA binding; U3 snoRNA binding. The coding region runs from base 1 to 1974 and encodes 657 amino acids. The transcript is spliced from 9 exons. Gene Ontology annotation, cellular component: nucleolus; small-subunit processome. The record is from RefSeq and is a predicted model, not a curated record.